CAUUGCGCAUAUUCACCAGAACACCAUCGCAACCAUGGCUCCCUCAGCAGUCCCAAUUACGAGCAUCGACAGCGCCCCUCUUCCAGUCAAAGCAGCCAACACAAAUGGCCAGGAAGUCAGCAAGAAACAAAAGAGCCCCCUCGAGAUGAUCUCGCAAGGCGUCAGCCUCCCCGGCAUCCCGACCUUUCCCAGCUACGCCGAGCACCGACAAUGGAUGCUCGAAAAGAUGGCUCUCGCCUUCCGAGUCUUCGCCCGCAAAGGAUACACAGAAGGCAUGUCAGGCCACAUCUCCGUCCGCGACCCCGAAAAUCCACACACAUUCUGGACGAAUCCGCUGGGCGUGCACUUCGGCUUGCUGAAAGCGAGCGACAUGAUCCUCGUCGACUACGACGGCAACGCCAUAGGCGGGAAUCGAAGUCGACCUGCCAAUGCAGCGGGCUUCCUGAUCCAUAGCGCGGUGCACAAAGCCCGUCCAGACGCCAUAGCCGCCUGCCACACCCACAGCCCCUACGGCAAAGCCUGGAGCACCUUCUGCCGGCCCCUAGAAAUGCUAAACCAAGACGUAACCUACUUCCACGGCGACGCACAAGCAGUGUACAAAGACUUCGGCGGCGUAGUCUUCACUGCCGAAGAAGGCGAGCGCCUAGCCGCCGCGCUCGGGCCCAAAGGCAAGGGCAUGAUCCUGCGAAACCACGGCUUGUUGACCGUGGGCGGCACGGUCGACGAAGCGUGCUACUUGUACACGCUGAUGGAGCGGAGUUGCCAGGUGCAGUUGCUGGCUGAGGCGGCGGCGGCGAAUGGUGUUCCGAAGGUGUUUGUGCCGGAGGAGAGUGCUAGGUAUACGUUUGAGAUGUCAAGUGACCCAGAAACUCUUUACUGGGAAGCGCAACCUGACAUGCAGUGGGAAGAGCAUAUGUGCAAUGGUGCACAUAGAGGGUGAUGUUGUUGAACCACGGGAUAGAUGAUGUGUUUUCAUGUCGAAGGCACUGUGGUGGGAGUAGAGUAGAGUCAUUGAAAGUGGAGUGAGCAAAGAAUAUGACAAGAGUGGAAGAUAAUCCAAGAAUGAACUAAUGAAAGACAGCGAAGACCAUAAGAGUAGAG
Molecule: messenger RNA, 1101 nt
Organism: Neohortaea acidophila
Lineage: Eukaryota; Fungi; Ascomycota; Dothideomycetes; Mycosphaerellales; Teratosphaeriaceae
Product: class II aldolase/adducin N-terminal
Exons: 3
Coding region: 35-940 (301 amino acids)
Cellular component (GO): cytoskeleton
Molecular function (GO): actin filament binding
Source: RefSeq, a predicted model, not a curated record